Molecule: messenger RNA, 2059 nt
Organism: Cuscuta campestris
Lineage: Eukaryota; Viridiplantae; Streptophyta; Magnoliopsida; Solanales; Convolvulaceae
Source: the annotation of a GenBank genome assembly
GGCACAACCCUUGUUUUCCAGUCUCCACUGUGGUUACUGGUUAGCUACCAAAACGCACUCAUCCCCAAUCUCCAUUGCUGCUUAUGCUUCAAAACCAAAAUUGUUGUUAUCGUUCCCAAAUCUCCCAAAGGCCCUAAACGUGACAAGAAACUCAAUCUCUAAUUAUCCAGGUGCCGAAGGAGAAUUCAAAAUUUUGGACAACAAAUCUUAGAAAUACAAGGGUCCCUGCGCAUUUGCCUGAACAUUGUUAUUAUUACUAUACUCCGUAAUAUAAAGUCUAAGGUUUGGGGUUUCGUCUGGAAUGGCUGCUUGUACUUCAACAUGCUCUAUAACCUCUGAUACUUGGUGCCGAAGGGGGGGAGUGACUGUUCUUGGAGGGAGAGAUAGCCCUGUGAAAAGGUUCAAUGAAAAGAAUGGGUCUUUGAGUUUGGGUGCUUGUAGAAAGAGCUGUUUGAAUUGGUCAUUGUUUAAGUGUUCUGCCAAUUUGAAUAGUUCACCCAAUGCCCGCAGUGCGAACCAGUAUCAGAGUAAAGACCCAUUUCUGAACCUGCAUCCUGAGAUUUCAAUGCUUCGAGGUGAAGGGAACAAUAAAAUAGCGACCCCGAGACAGGAAAAUGGGAUUGAAAAUGUCACAGAGAGCUUAAAAGAUUUGUCAAACGUGAGUAAUUACAAUGAGGCUAAGAUCAAGGUUGUGGGAGUUGGUGGUGGCGGGUCAAAUGCAGUCAAUCGGAUGAUAGAAAGCUCCAUGAACGGGGUGGAGUUCUGGAUUGUUAACACCGAUAUACAAGCUAUGAGGAUGUCGCCUGUGUUUUCUGAGCAUCGGUUGCAAAUUGGCCAGGAGCUCACUAGAGGACUUGGAGCUGGUGGGAACCCGGACAUUGGAAUGAAUGCUGCCAAGGAAAGUAAGGAGGCCAUUGAGGAAGCAGUUUACGGUGCUGAUAUGGUCUUUGUUACCGCUGGAAUGGGUGGUGGAACAGGGACUGGUGCAGCUCCUGUAAUAGCAGGAACGGCAAAGUCAAUGGGGAUAUUGACUGUUGGAAUCGUCACAACCCCCUUCUCAUUUGAAGGGAGAAGAAGAGCAGUUCAAGCUCAAGAAGGAAUAGCUUCUUUAAGGGAAAAUGUUGAUACUCUGAUUGUUAUCCCAAAUGACAAGUUGUUAACAGCUGUUUCCCCAUCUACCCCUGUAACAGAAGCAUUUAACCUGGCUGAUGACAUUCUACGUCAAGGUGUUCGUGGCAUCUCUGAUAUAAUAACGAUCCCGGGAUUAGUAAAUGUAGAUUUUGCUGAUGUACGUGCUAUAAUGGAAAAUGCUGGUUCCUCUUUAAUGGGGAUAGGAACUGCAACUGGGAAGACCAGAGCGAGAGAUGCUGCAUUAAAUGCCAUUCAGUCACCAUUGUUAGAUAUUGGUAUUGAGAGGGCUACUGGAAUUGUGUGGAAUAUUACUGGUGGCACUGACUUAACGUUGUUUGAGGUAAAUGCUGCGGCAGAGGUCAUAUACGACCUUGUUGACCCAAGUGCCAACUUAAUUUUCGGAGCAGUGGUUGAUCCCUCAAUAAGUGGUCAGGUAAGCAUAACUCUAAUUGCCACCGGAUUCAAACGGCAAGAAGGUGAUGAUAAGCCGGUUGGGCAGGCAAGUCAGCUAGCACCAGGGGAUGCCUCCAUUGGAAUUAACCGCCGGCCUGCUUCAUUCAUGGAGGGUGGUUCAGUAGAGAUCCCCGAGUUUUUGAAGAAGAAGGGACGUUCACGCUAUCCAAGAGCUUAAGAUUUCACUAGCACAUUAAAGGGCGAGUUUAGCUCCCGGGACACAAGAGAGCACAAUGGCCAUCAUACAAUUCUCAAUGAAAUUAUGUGAUCGUUUAAGUGGUGCGUCCCUAGUGUUUCUGGGCUAUUGUUCUAGUCUAGUAUUAUAAUAAUGAGAUGGACGGAAACCUUUGGGAAUGAACGCGUAAGGUUUAUAGAAAUACAGUUUAGUCGCGCUUUUCGUGUGUAUAGUGUAUUUAUGGGAGUAAGUAUGUUUGAUUCAUGUUUAUUAGUGCUUACUUGUUGAACACUUCCAUGG